This is a messenger RNA of Cyphomyrmex costatus, 480 nucleotides long. RefSeq names its product COX assembly mitochondrial protein 2 homolog. The transcript is spliced from 4 exons. Bases 181 to 408 code for a protein of 75 amino acids. The record is from RefSeq and is a predicted model, not a curated record. Lineage: Eukaryota; Metazoa; Arthropoda; Insecta; Hymenoptera; Formicidae.
GGCAGCCCUGAAUACGAAGAGAAUAAUUGACUGUAAUUCCAUUUUUAAAGAUUAAAAAAUUUAUUGUAGAUUCGGGUAAUUCGUCCAUCUUUUAUGGUACAAGGCUUAAAAAUCUAUUGUAGAUCCGGGGUAAUAAGAAGUAUGAAUGAUUUUGCAAAAUGACUUUGAUAAAGCAAAGAUAUGAACUAUAAAUUGCUGGCCGCACAUAAUACCGCUUGUAACGAGAUAUUUCGCCAAUUUCAGGAUUGUGAGAAUGAGCAUCGAUACCGAAGAUUACUAGGUUACUGCGAACAUAUUCAGCAAGCGAUGAUCAAAUGCAUAAAGGAACAAAGAGAAAUUCAAAGGACAGAAAACUCACGUCUCCGGCGAAAUAGAUUAGAGACAACGGAAUCGGCACAACUAGAAUAAAGAAAUCGUGUGAGAAGGAAGAAAACAAUAUAGAAGAAAAUGCAGUUGAAGAUAUUACUGCUGCAAGAGAAG